Molecule: messenger RNA, 873 nt
Organism: Trichechus manatus latirostris (Florida manatee)
Lineage: Eukaryota; Metazoa; Chordata; Mammalia; Sirenia; Trichechidae
Product: granzyme B
Exons: 5
Coding region: 55-813 (252 amino acids)
Biological process (GO): proteolysis
Cellular component (GO): cytoplasm; intracellular membrane-bounded organelle
Molecular function (GO): serine-type endopeptidase activity
Source: RefSeq, a predicted model, not a curated record
AGCAAGCCAGGGGAAAGUACCAGCAGCUCUGACCUGGGCAGUUUUCCUCAUAAGAUGCAGCUGCUUGUGCUCCUAUUAGCCUUUCUUCUGGCCCCUGAGGCAGAAACAGGAGAGAUCAUCGGGGGACAUGAGGCCCGGCCCCACUCCCACCCCUACAUGGCAUUUCUUCAGUUCUGGAAACAGAAGGAGAAGAAGAGGUGUGGUGGUUUCCUGAUCCGAGAGGACUUUGUGCUGACGGCUGCUCACUGCUGGGGAAGCAGCAUAAAUGUCACCCUGGGGGCCCACAACAUCAAGGAGCAGGAAAAGACCCAGCAGCACAUCCCUGUGAGAAGAGCCAUCCGCCAUCCAGACUAUAAUGAGAAGACUAUUUCCAACGACAUCAUGCUACUACAGCUGGAGACAGAGGCCCAACGGAUGGCGGCUGUGCGCCCGAUCCGCCUGCCCGGGAAAAAGGCCCAGGUGAGGCCAGGACAGGUGUGCAGUGUGGCUGGCUGGGGCCAGGUUGCCCCAAUGGACAAGUAUGCAGCCACCCUGCAAGAGGUGGCACUGACUGUGCAGGAGGACAAGAAGUGCGAGUCCUACUUCAACAAUUAUAGUAGUGACUCAGAGGUGUGCGUGGGGGACCCGAAGAAGAAGAUGGCUUCCUUUAAGGGAGACUCUGGGGGUCCCCUUGUGUGCAACAAUAUGGCCCAGGGCAUUGUCUCCUAUGGACGAAAAGACGGGACUUCUCCUAGGGUUUUCACCAAAGUCUCGAGUUUCUUGCUCUGGAUAAAGGAAACCAUGAAACACCUCCAACUGCAGGAAUCAGACUGAGCCCCUCUAUGACUAACCAACUUCUCUGGAGGGCUAGCACCUUAAUAAAAGUGUCUUAGC